CAGAAGUCUUGGGGCUCACGCUCCGAGAUCGUCUGCACAUAAAUGUCGAGCGUCCCCAUAUCCCUGUCGACCGACCGACACCCAAUGGUCAGCCCAACGGGAACACGCGUAUGGACGGGGAGCUUCCCCCAGCUACUCCUCCCGAAGAGGGGGAGGACCGCUAUAUCCGCAAGCUGAAGAUCUAUGCAAAGAAUCUACCCUAUUCCAUUGAACCUGAGUCGAAGAUGAUGGAGAUUCUCGACUUCAUCCUGCUCCGCCUCACCCAGUGCGUGGAGGCGAAAGACUAUGAUGUCGGUCUUGUGCAGUGGGAUUCACUUCUGUCCUACUGGAUGAUGCUCAAGUACCCCAUCCCGAAGGAGAAGCGCAUCCGCCUCGCGAAGCUAUACUACCACCUGUGCACCGUGCCGGGCAUGUCCACAAGCAACAUCGCGCUUUGCGCGGACGCGUUCAAGGCAUUAACACGGUCCAAGAAGAAGCUUUCGAUCGAGGACAUGCGGCUACCGUGGAAGCCCGUAUACGACCUACUAAGUAAAGACCUGUUCUUGGCGAGGCGCCAAUUCGAGUAUACGCAACUCUCAUGGUGCAUGGGGUACCUUGCCAGUCAUGCCCGCCGCUUUUACCAUCCAGGGGCAAUUGAGGAGAUGCUAAACACAUUCGUCCCGCUCAUCAACAACACGAGCUUGAAUAGCGUCCUAUGGUCGCAAUAUGCGCUCCUCACUUUCCUUCCCGAGUCGCACCCUCAAGCGUACCUUCCCAUGCUCUUCCGUCAUUGGCAAUCCGUCAAUUCAUACCUCUACGAUGAGCGGAUGCUAGACUUCGUGUCGAGAUUGACCGUGCUGCACGUCGACCCGAGCGUCAGUGACCCUCGGAAGAUCACAGACGUACCAGACGACGCGCUCUCUGAGGGCGAGGGGCGACCGAAGUGGGCGCAUGAAGAACCCGAAGACAACUUCGUGUGGUCCGGCAUCUACAAGGACGUGGGUAUUUUCACAGAGCAGCAGUGGUCGUGGGUGAUGUGCAAAACACUUGUGUCGAUGGAAAUCCCACUAGCGGACGCAGGCUCCCUCACCACAGGCCCGCAAGCCGACAAUCAAGCAGCGUUCGAGAUUGACCGCUUGCCGAAGGCAGCUUGGCGCAUCCCGUCGCUCGCUCGCAUCCUGGUGUACUCCAUGGCGCCAGAUAGCAUGCCCUCACCUGCAUCGAACGCGCCUACACCAAUGUUCACGCCAACGCCCUCCGGCAUGAACACGCCGAUGGUACAAUCGAGUUCGCUGAAGGAGUUCCUUGCUGCGCCACUUGGUAGAGGUCACUCCGUCUCCCGUGGCAGGACGUAUCUUGCGGGCUCGAAAGCGCUUGACUCGCUCGUGACGCUGAUCGCGUCGGUGGAGAGCUUCUUCCACCCCACAAACUCGGGAGCGUGGACUGUAGACUUGAGCGCCUUCGUAAAGUAUAUCGCGUAUGAGUUCAACAAGAGAUGGCAUGAGGAGCACCAGCCUGACUGCAAAACGCCCACGAAUCGGCGUCUCACGCGCACUAUGAAGCGCGAGCUCGUCAAGAGCAUCCGCACCGUGGCACUGCUUGCCAUGUUUUCGCACGACCCUAAGGUCGUCGUCAAUAUCCAGAGUUGCUUGAAGUCAAUGAGCGUGAUGGAACCUGAUCUUAUUUUGCACCCGAUCUUGGACCGUGCGGUGCCGUCAUUGGAAGCGGUCGUUGAGACGCAACGCACGAUCAGCAUCAUCAAAGCACUUGGCGCUAUUGCUCCUGCUAUUGUCUGUCGCGACGUUUAUUACCCCGGCGCGAAGUUCCUUGUCCCCCUUCUGCAGUUGCUUAUUCCAGGAAUCGACCUGAACGAUCCCUCCAAGACCCUAUGCACCACAGGCUUCCUCAUGGAGAUCGCGCAGUACAUCAAGAUCGCAGACCUCACUGCUGGCGAGCCCAAAGCCACCGACGACACAGUUCCUGCUAUGCCGAGCAACGCCUACGCCAACCUCGCCCUGCCUGCUUUUACCUCCGAUAUGGGCAUCGCGGAUAUCACUUCACGAUUAUCCGACGAGGAGGAAGAUGAGUUGCUAAAGGCAUCGACGCAGGACUUCGCCGAUUGGAUCGCGAACCUGGUCCGCCGGGUUAUUCAAUUGCUUGAGAAUCUGCCGGAGGAGGGCGCGAACGGCUCAGCAGGCGGGGAGCUGGAAGUGCAAGUCGUCGACGCAGUCGCCGGCGCCUUCAGCCAGAUCUGCGUGCACCUGUCCGAGCCGCUAUUCGACAUGGUUCUGGGCAUGGUCUACGACUAUGCCUCGCAGAACGUGCGCUCGAACGCAGUUCGCGCUGUCCACCAACUCGUCGAGUGUGUCGCGAAUGCCGAUCCGGAGAAGACGAUCAAGCGCUUCUUGCCGUUGUGCGAACGCAAUAUCCGGAUGGAGUUGGAUAAUGGUGCUGGAUCCUUGCGUACAACGAACUCGAGCCGGCCAUUGCCGUCUGACACGACGCUGCAUUGGAAUUUGGCUAUGCUCAGAGGCACUGUUUACAACGACGGUUCCGUCAUAGUCAAGCACCGCGAAGCUCUGCUUAACAUCGUCAAGCUGCUGAGCAGCCGCUGCUACUCGAAGCGCGCAUACUCGUGGACGGGCAAGUUCCUGACGAGCAUGUUGAUCACCCUGUCGCAUACGUACCCGCUUGAGAAUAAGUUUGUCAACCCCGACGAAUGGAAUAGCGAGGAGUUUAACAAGGACCACUACAAGCACUGGGGCAAGAUGUACACGUCGGAAGAUGUGUCGGUGUCUUGGCAUGUGCCAAAUGAGCAAGAGAUCGACUUUGUGCUCCAGAUCUUCCGCGAGCUGGUCGAGCCAACGCUGGCCACUUUAGAAGGAUUGCUACAACCGGGCGUCGUACGGGAUGCCAUCUGGCGCAACGACUUUUGCCGCCAUCUUAGUCUGGUCCGCAGUGCAUUCUCGGGUACGCCUACAUUGCUACAAGAAUUCCUGACGGAAGAAGAGGCGCUCAACGAGAAGCUGGAUACCGACAUCCUCAACGAGAUACCCGAGAUGAUCGCCAACAUCGCGCCGUGCACGGCUGGUUUCUGCUUGACCGACCCCGCUGAUCCGCGGUAUCAGUACGUGGUGUCCUUGAAGCGGCGAUUUGGGAGCCUGCUGCACCAUGCUUCGACAUCAUUGCGACAGCAGGGCGAAGAGAACACGGUUGACGCUGUGCUCAUCCUCGUGCGGUCCAUACGCUCUUACAUGCUGGAAUACGGCGACUCUCGCGAUAGCUUCUACGUGAACGAGGACCAGUAUGCGUCUGAGCAGAAUGUUGCACGUCAAUACGCGAACCAGAAGGUCUGGCCCCGCGCGGUCUUCGUGCGCAGGGCAAGAUACUACCACUCGGCGCGAUUGAGGUGGAAUUCCAUCGAGCGAGCGCGCAGAAAUACCGAGAACGCUCUCAUUGACGACCUGGUGGAAUGGUCGCUUUGGCACUACCCUAUCAUCCGACAAGCCGCACAGGGUGUUCUCGAUGCUGUCAAUGGUACAUACGACGGCGUAAGGAAGCGUGCUCUUCCCGUACUGUUCAAGGCCUUGGAGCCUGGUACAGAUGAUGAUCGCAUGAAGGGUGCGUUGUGGACGCUGAACAUGUCGGCUUUCGGCAAGUACGCGGUGGGUGAGCCGACCCUCUGCGCCGACUUCUGGAACGCCAUCUUUCGCAGCCAGUGGAACGAGAAGCCAUCGAUUCAAGAGGCCGUCUCUGUCGUUGCCGACAAUGCCCUCAAUAGCUUCGUCGAACCGUGCUACCUGGUCUACGACGUGCCGACGCCGGAUGUAGACGAAGCUGUCAAGGACAUCAAGGCGAUACUGGACAACAUGCCGAAGGACGCUGCUUUGACCAUCCGCUGUAAGGAAAACAGGAUGAGGCGGGUCAGCUUGCAAGAGCGGUCAGCGGAGCGCAUCACGAACAUGGUGCUAGAGAUUGGACAUGCAGACAAGACGCAUUGGCGCUACCUCAUCGUGGCUAUGCGUGUUCUGCGCACGCUGGUCAGGCGAGAUGUCCCCUUGACGAAGGCGCAGAUCACGUUCUUCCUCGAGAAGUGUCACGACGAGCAUCCUACGGUCCGAUACUAUGCCCAACGCGCGGUGAUGAAGGGCCUCCGCAACAUCAAGCUUCGCACACUCUGCAAGUCUUCCGCUGACCUCGUGCAGUACCGUCCACGGAAUCCUUUGAAGGAAGACGUGAAGAUACAGCAACUUCCCAUCGUCAAGCGGCAGCUUCUGGACGCAUAUCGCGACAAGCGUGUAGACCUUACGAAAGGCAGCGACCAGCCCAUGCUCCUGGAUCAAGACCCAUUCUGGCUAGCCUGGCACGAUCAUAUUACCAUGACUCAUGUACCGGAUGUAGUCAAGUCGACGUACCAGCCAUGGGAGCCAGUUAGUCAAGAAGCAAUUAAAGCAGUCCGCGAGCUGGCAACGACGAAGCAAUUUUGGGAGGACCUCGUUACGUAUUACGGAGAGGAGAACCACGAGUCUACGGUUGUCCAAGAUAACAUCGCCACGGUGAAGAGCAUUUUCCAAUUGCUAGAAGACGAGCCGUUCCCGUAUGUCAAGCCUAUCCUUACCGACCUUCUCUCCAAAAAGGACAAGAACAAGCAACGAGCUGGCGCUGAGCUCCUUGCGGGUGUCAUCGGAGGGUCGAAGAACUGGCCCGGGGAGAAGCAGAAGGUGCUUUGGGACUGGCUCACGCCUCAAGUGCCGUCGCUACUCGGUGGUAAUGUUCAGACCGACACAAUCAUGGUGUGGACUACCUUCUUGGAGUACAUAUUCUACAAGAAGGAUCCUCGUCGCCUACAACCGUUCGUAGACUUCCUCAUGAAGGAGUUCAAGAUGGUCGACUUCCACGCCGAAAUGUCGCUCGAUGCGCUCAAGGUCCUGUCGAUGUUCCGCGCGCUCUACGAGGAGUUGAACUGGAAGUUCUCGCCCUGGACAAAUGAGGUUCUCAACCGCUGCUGGGCGGAAAUCCACAGUGAGCACGACGAUAUCCGCGCGUACUUUGGCGAGAUUGUGGCCUUUGCUGGCAAGAUCAAGCUUUCCGCUCGUCCGUCCAUCCCCUCCGUCGAGGUCUUCGUCAAGGAAUGUCGCCGAGUACCAGAAGAGUUCGACAUCAUGGGCACGCGUGGGGUAUACCAUAAGAAGAAGGUCGUCGAGCUUGUGCAGAAGUUCGCCGUAUGGCGUCAAGAGCGGCAACCGGGCGUUCGCGCGUUUCAGUCGACGUACGACAGGGUCGGGAUCACCGUGUGCAAGUGGCUGUUCCAGAGCGUGCACGAUACGAAUGCAGCGUCGGUGUUCGACUAUAUCUUGCCUCUGAUGCCUGAGCUCUUCCGCUUCACGGAAGUACCCGAUAACGACGAGCUUGCGCAGCGCGCCAACCUUCUACUCGUCCGGAUGUGCGGUGUAACGCCACCGGCGUCGCUCGUGAACCCCAUCCUCGACGCAAUUUUCGAUGCGAUCCAGAACUCACCGUCGUGGAGAGUGCGGUUGAAGGCUCUACCGCUCGUGCAGGUCUUUUACUUCCGUCAAGUGCCGCUCAUCGGCGAGCAAAAGAUGGUCGAGAUCAUGGAGGUCCUCUGCAAAUGCCUUGACGAUGAGGUCGUAGAGGUGCGCGAGAUGGCUGCGACGACUUUGUCGGGUAUCCUUCGCCUGUCCCCGCGGCGCAGUGUCAUGACGCUCAAGGACCGCUUCGUCCGCCUAGCGAAGAACAGCCACAUACCUCCACGCUCCGAUCCCGGCUACAGCGCCGCCAUCCGACGUCGACAUGCGGCGAUCCUGGGUAUCUGCGCGUUGGUGGACAGCUACCCGUAUACAGUGGAGAAGUGGAUGCCGGAUUUGUUGGCGAAUAUCUUGGCGGAGCAUACGUAUGACCCGAUACCCAUCUCGACCGCGGUGCGGAACUGUGCGAGCAACUUCAAGAAGACGCACCAGGAUACGUGGCACGAGGACUGCAAGAGGUUCAACGAGGACCAGAUGGUGGCGUUGUCGACGCUGUUGACGGGAUCGUCGUACUACGCGUAAAUGAACUUCAACUUGAACGAAUUGAUACGAAUGGACAGAACAACGAAGAGAUUUGAAUUGCAUGUAUCCCAGAUCCAACGGACAAGUAGUAGGUGGAACA
Messenger RNA from Schizophyllum commune H4-8, 6147 nucleotides. RefSeq lists its product as uncharacterized. Gene Ontology annotation, molecular function: proteasome binding; peptidase activator activity. The record is from RefSeq and is a predicted model, not a curated record. Gene Ontology annotation, biological process: proteasomal ubiquitin-independent protein catabolic process. The transcript is spliced from 32 exons. The coding region runs from base 111 to 6047 and encodes 1978 amino acids. Lineage: Eukaryota; Fungi; Basidiomycota; Agaricomycetes; Agaricales; Schizophyllaceae. Gene Ontology annotation, cellular component: nucleus; cytosol.